AUGGAGCGUGCCAAGACUUCAUCGGCUUCUUCCUCCAACCCAAGCAAUACAUGGCGGAACCCAUCCCACCACCACCCAAGUCCAUCCUUAUCUGUUUUAUCGAUACUGCCUGAAGGCCAUUCCUCGACAUUCGUUCAGCUCUUUGGUGGUGGUGAAGAAGCACUGGACGUCCAAUCUACCGUCCUCGAAAGUCGACGAAGUUUGGCAAAGGGAAGCGUUAUGAGUCUCAUCCCCUCCAAAGUCGAAUCAUACCUCGGCUCGUUCCCCUUCUAUCGCCCCGUCCACAAGCUACUCAAGAGCGGAGAGACGCAGUUUUUUAAACACCAUGAGUGGUACGCCUUGUUGGCUCCAGAUGUAUUGGACUUUGCGACGAUGAAGGUGAAGAAGAGGAAGAAGAAGGAGCGGGUGAAGAGGAAGGAGACGAGGAAUAAUCAAACUAGGGUGGUAGUGAAGAGGAGAAAUGAUGAUGAUGAAGUAGUAACAAUAGUAUUAGCAAGGACUGAUCUUCAUGAAGGAAGCGUCAAGCAAAUCGUAGGCGCAUCUCUCGGAACUGAUAAUAUCGCUACCGUCAACCAUACCGCUACAGAACCACCGUCUUACUUCGCAGAUCUAUACAAGAAAAACGCACUACACGGUGCCCAUGUCAUAAAACUCGGUCCCAAGAAUGAUGAUGCUGCACGAGAAGCAUUACAAGCUUGGCCGAAUGGGUUACAGCUCGGUGGAGGCAUCACGAUUGAUAAUGCGAUGCAGUGGUUGGACUAUGGUGCUGAAAAGGUCAUCGUUACAAGCUGGCUAUUCCCAGACGCAGCCUUCUCAGAGGAGCGAUUACGGCAGAUAUCGGAAAAGAUUGGAACGGAGAAGCUUGUUGUCGAUGUCAGUUGCAAGCAACGAGACAACAAGUGGAUUGUUGCCAUGAAUAAAUGGCAGACGCUGACUGAUAUGGAUGUUAAUGAGGAAUCAUUAGGCCUCUUAUCAUCAUACUGUAGCGAAUUCCUCGUCCACGCUGCCGAUGUUGAAGGCUUGCAGAGAGGAAUUGAUGAACAGCUUGUUGCAGCACUAUCAAAAUGGUCUCGCAUACCAUGCACAUAUGCUGGUGGUGCCAAAGAUAUCUCUGAUAUCGAUUUGGUGAAUAUAUUGUCGAAUGGGAGGAUUGAUCUUACUUAUGGAAGUGCACUAGACAUAUUUGGUGGCAAAGGAGUCACACUCUCAGAACUAGUUGCAUGGAAUCAAAAACAUGGGCAUUCACGUUGA
This is a messenger RNA of Synchytrium microbalum, 1251 nucleotides long. RefSeq names its product 1-(5-phosphoribosyl)-5-[(5-phosphoribosylamino)methylideneamino]imidazole-4-carboxamide isomerase (gene HIS6). Gene Ontology annotation, cellular component: cytoplasm. Lineage: Eukaryota; Fungi; Chytridiomycota; Chytridiomycetes; Synchytriales; Synchytriaceae. The transcript has 11 exons. Gene Ontology annotation, biological process: L-tryptophan biosynthetic process; L-histidine biosynthetic process. The record is from RefSeq and is a predicted model, not a curated record. Gene Ontology annotation, molecular function: 1-(5-phosphoribosyl)-5-[(5-phosphoribosylamino)methylideneamino]imidazole-4-carboxamide isomerase activity. The coding region runs from base 1 to 1251 and encodes 416 amino acids.